AAGAAAUUUUAGCUCCUAGAGAAAAUGGCUUCUUCACCUCUCUUUAUCACUCUUCUAAUCUCCCUGUUGUCACCCUUCUUUCUCCGAAUGGUUCUUGCUCAAGUACCAUCUACAUGUGCCUCCAGACUGCUUUCCUUAGCUCCAUGUGGUCCAUUCGUUCAAGGCUUUGUCCAGCUUCCCGCUCAACCUUGCUGUGACAGCUUAAACCAAAUCUAUAGCCAAGAAGCAACCUGUCUCUGUCUCUUCCUCAACAACACUUCUACUCUGUCCCCUGCUUUUCCAAUUAAUCAAACUCUUGCUCUACAAUUGCCUCCGCUUUGCAACAUUCCAGCCAAUUCAUCUUCUUGCUCCUCCACCUCCUCCCCUGGAGGAGAGGCGCCAAGUGAUUCAUCCUCUGUUGCUCCACCACCUUCCUCCUCUGUUGCUCCACCACCUUCUAGCUCACCUGGUUCUCAAAUCUCUCUAGGUGCAAAGAACAAGUCUCGUGUCGUGGCGACUCCAGUGGCUCAAAUGGCACCAAGACCCACCAGUUUUAUGGGAUUAGGCUAUGGUGUGAGAUCCUCUGGUUCCAAGUCUGAGACUCAGUUAAUCAUCCUUACACUCGCAACUGUUCUACCAGCCACUCUCCUCCUCAUCUGAGUGUCCAUCUGCAUCAAACUACCCUCUCGUCUUUAGUUAUUCUCCUGUGUUAUGUUUUCCCCAUGAUCUAAAAGCAACUUUAUUAAUCUACCUU
Molecule: messenger RNA, 733 nt
Organism: Capsella rubella
Lineage: Eukaryota; Viridiplantae; Streptophyta; Magnoliopsida; Brassicales; Brassicaceae
Product: protein YLS3
Exons: 3
Coding region: 25-639 (204 amino acids)
Source: RefSeq, a predicted model, not a curated record